Messenger RNA from Pyricularia pennisetigena, 1521 nucleotides. RefSeq lists its product as uncharacterized. The coding region runs from base 1 to 1035 and encodes 344 amino acids. Lineage: Eukaryota; Fungi; Ascomycota; Sordariomycetes; Magnaporthales; Pyriculariaceae. The record is from RefSeq and is a predicted model, not a curated record. The transcript is spliced from 2 exons.
AUGUUUUACUCGCAGGGUCAAAUGGCCAACCCGCUUGGGUUGAUGUCCCUGAAGCGGGGUAGGGAUGAUGAAGCCACGGAAAGCUGCCAAAUUGGCUUCACUGAGCAUCGGAAUAAGCGCAUACAGACCCUUCCACUGCGCACGGCCACGCGACCAAGCUUCAACCCAGACACAACCUUCUCAUCUCCCGACUCUCUAGCCGUCAAGCCACACGAAUUCGCGUCGGAAAAUGGCGAUGCAUUCCUCGGAAGCUGCUAUGCCCAGCAGGCAGCCUACGCUCAGCAACAACAGGAACAGGUCCAGCCCAGCUUCUCGCCAUGGUCAUCAACCUCGAGCGGCGCCAUCAGCCAGGAAUAUUCGCAUGGUGCCAACGCGGAUAUGGACAUGAUGAUGGAUAGUGAGUGUGGCGGCGACAACCAGAACGGCCGGAUGCCGACACCCAUACUACCCAGCUUUGCAGCGCAGGUCAAGGGUAGCAGCUGGGGUGCCGGUAGUGGCAACGCUUUCCAGAACCAAGGCCAUGACAGAACAGAUGGAUUGCCUUCAUCACCAGCCAUGUCGCCUACCGCAUUCCGUGACCGUACAGUUCCUCGGUCUCUUGAACACUCGUCAGCCGCCAUUGCCGACUGGAACCUGGUGCAAAACCGUCCCUUGCCAUCGCCGAUUAGUGAAAGCGGCGGCGAGGAAAUGAGCAGCCCUAACAUGGUGCUGGACUGCCAAGGAAGUUUCCCCUACAUGGCGCAGCGUUCGUCCUCGGCAAUGGAGCUGCCAAUGUACCUUCGGAGCGAUAGUCCUACUGCGCCUUCAUCACCUCCUCAGGAGCACCCCAACCUGCAUCAAUAUCAGCAGGUACAUCAGCAACGCGAGGGCAGUCCAUCGCCGUCUAAGAAGGGCCACACCCGCUCUCGCCACACUGUAAACAAUUGGACGCUGCAUGGGGGUAUGAAGAAGUCGUUCAGCAUAGGAUACCGAGCAGACUGCGAGAAAUGUCGCCUCAAGGUUCCGGGUCAUUUCAACCACAUCAUAGUCUCUUAGAAGGGACAAGAUUAUUAUUAUGGAGACCCGGAGCUUCUUGCCCAACUGCCAGAGAAAUAUUUUGUUGAGCGUGAGGCUCUGAAACAGAAGAGACUAUGGAGACAACAAGAACAACGUAAAAUGCGAGCGCUCGCUGAUUUGAGUGGGAACGAGGUCCGUCAGGCGACAGAUUGGAUUACCAAAAAUUGGAAGCGUUGGGAAAGACGCGGGGGACAGCGGUCAAAAAUGACAUGCGAAGAUGCCAACAAUAGGCCAUGUCAACGGCCCUGGACAAAUUCGAAUUAUAUUUUCUCGAGCGAUGGAUACCAGACGAACAGGCUCCGGAAGGCGCCUGUCUCUUCUUGGUCACCAAACUUGCCAGCAGGCAGGCCCUAUGAAUUGGACCAGUCCCGGCCUGCUCCACAUGCCGUCAGAAACAUCUUCGAUGGUGACCCUGAUGCAGAUGAUCUUGCGUUUAUGUUCUCGCGUAUAGAUCUGGGCAAGUGA